CAUACCAGAAUACAAAAAUGCUCGCAGCAACAUGUCUACUCACUGCUUCAGGCUUAAUGAACACCCACAACUGUUUGAUUGUGGCCCCCCUGUCCACACACAGGGUGAUCACCUGUGAUGACAACAAAAACGUCCAGCGCCUCAGCUGUGCGGACGGACUGAUUGGUGUGGAGACAGCUCUGUAUGGACGUUCAGACAGCGAGACCUGCAGUGAGAGCAAACCUGCAGAACAGCUGGCCGAUACACAGUGCUCUCAGGAGGGCACUGUGGACGUCCUCAAGUCAAGAUGUGAUGGCAAGAAAGUUUGCGAAUACAACAUGGCUGUCGUCCGUACCUCUGAUCCCUGCGUUGGCAUCUACAAAUACCUGGACACCACCUACUCCUGCUUUCCAGCUGUCAAAACUGUGACAUGUGAGAACUCUUUGGCCAACCUGCAGUGUGAUCAAGGGAAGGUUAUUUUUGUGUACAACGCUAAUUAUGGACGCAUGGACAAGACCACCUGCUCUUAUGAACGUCCUGCCUCUCAGGUCCAAAAUGUCAUGUGCUCCGGUCCCACUGACGAAGUGGCUGACAGCUGUAACGAGAAAAACAGCUGCUCUAUCAGAGCAAGCAACUCAGUGUUUGGAGACACCUGUUCUGGCACUUACAAGUACCUGGAGGUGAACUACAGAUGUCAAUAUCCUGAAUUAUAACCAGAUCGCUAAAACCAAAAUGACAUCACAGUAUACAUGCUUGGA
Molecule: messenger RNA, 737 nt
Organism: Seriola dumerili (greater amberjack)
Lineage: Eukaryota; Metazoa; Chordata; Actinopteri; Carangiformes; Carangidae
Product: L-rhamnose-binding lectin SML-like
Exons: 9
Coding region: 18-692 (224 amino acids)
Molecular function (GO): carbohydrate binding
Source: RefSeq, a predicted model, not a curated record